UGAAUGCAGAUCACACAAGGGAUCAGAGUGAUGCUUUGGCUUGCUCGCCCCCCCCUCAUCACCUGGAGGUCAAACGUCUGGCAGCCAUUUAUUAUGAUUCCGAAUUGCAAUAAACUUCCCCGUGAGGGCCCCACGGACAGUCUGAAAUUGUAAACAGUUUCGCUUAACGUGAUCACACCGCGGCCCUCUCCUCGUGCCCUUGAUUCGAAUUCUUUUUUUUCCGUACCAUUUUAAACCGUCCUCUCUUCUGUGGAUCGUCUUAAAAGUCCCUCCUUUAACAUCCAUUGUCUCCUGGAUUUGAUAGAAGCCUUAUUGUCCUUUCAACUUUGCCUUGAACCUUUGUAUUCACAUGCCUAAUAGAGCCGACCCCGGCCAUUCACCCCCAGGCGAUAAAUCUGACUUCAAAGCAGACCUUGACGAUCCUACUGCCUCCAUGUCUGAUAUUGCUAUAAGAAAAAAGAAAAAUGCGGACGCUCAAGCUGCUUUUCGCCAGAGGCGAGCAAACUACAUAGCAACUCUAGAAGAGACAGUCACUAGUCUAGAGUCUGUCGUCCUCCAGCUUCAGGAUUCGUGUCGCGAAGCGCGAUCCGAAGCCGGGGAUCUACGACAAGACAAUGCACGCCUUAGACAUGAAUUGCGCGAACGUGAGAAGUUCUGGAGGGCCCUUUGGCAGGCGAGAAAGACAGGACAGGCUCCUGAAUCUGACGACUUGCCCCCGCUCCCAUCAUCUUUUGCUCCUCAUACUCAACCAACAAACAUCAACAACAACCGUACCCCCUCGUCUCAUGGUCAUUAUAGCGAUGAUAGCAUGGGAUAUCAGACCAGCGACGAGACGUCCAAUUCCCUGUGCAGCGGCUCAUAUACCAGCGGGCCCAGUCACUCAUAUGCGACUCAGUCUCCUGCGCUUUCUUACACUGGUGUAGAAACCGAGCAGAUACCCUCCGGCGGAGCUGGCCAUCAUAUGAACCCCCGGGUGUCAAGAUAUGGUUCUUACCCGUAUCCGAUGCAACCCAUCAGCCGGGACGGACCAUGGACCCACAACGUGGCCCAGACUGCGUCUGCUAAUGGUUCACCUACCUUGACAUCCGCCGAUGUAUAUGCAAACCGCCCUUUUGAAGAGCAGAAAACUCAGCUCAAUCAUUUAGAAACAACACCAUAUCUCUUUCCCAGUAGCCGUUCCAUCUCCCCCACGUCGUCCACCCCCCCGUCCUCGUCUAGCACGUCCUUGACGUCCCCAUUCCAAUUCACAUUCCCGGCUGAUGGCCCGAUCGCACAAGAUCGCGCAGAGUUUGAUUACCGCCGGCACUCCAAUGCCCACGGCGCUGAUCUAACCUUACAUGGUGGGACCGCAGAUAUUUCGCUUCCGAGCGCUGGCAGCGACGGUGUGCGUUACAGACUUGGGGCCCGGCGCGCGAAUUCUGGUCCGAGUCCACUACUACCAUCCCUUCCUCAGUUCUCUGGAAGCGAGAACGGCUCUCAGCACGAGCGGGGAAGUAGCGAAGGUGAAGCCACCCCCUAUUCGAAACUUCGACCUCGUAGAGGACGUUCUCGAGAGUCGAGGUCACCUUCCCCCGGUGCACCUCCGAUCUCGGGCACGCUAGCGGUUAUCAAAGCUCAAGCUUUUGGAGCACUUCGUCGAACUCGGACCAGAACUAAAAAAACUUCUGAGGGGGCGGCUAAGGUUGCAAUGGAAGUUCUCGAGGCCAGGGGCAUCGGAAUGGGCGUAGUGGCUGGCUCGAAGCGCCCCCGCCUUCACCACGACGAUUCCGACAUGCAAACGUGAUGCACAUAUAAAUGUACUCC
Molecule: messenger RNA, 1803 nt
Organism: Suillus clintonianus
Lineage: Eukaryota; Fungi; Basidiomycota; Agaricomycetes; Boletales; Suillaceae
Exons: 4
Coding region: 350-1783 (477 amino acids)
Biological process (GO): regulation of DNA-templated transcription
Molecular function (GO): DNA-binding transcription factor activity
Source: RefSeq, a predicted model, not a curated record